Alternaria alternata is the source of this 4326-nucleotide messenger RNA. Its product is annotated as putative ABC transporter. Lineage: Eukaryota; Fungi; Ascomycota; Dothideomycetes; Pleosporales; Pleosporaceae. Gene Ontology annotation, biological process: transmembrane transport. The coding region runs from base 351 to 4193 and encodes 1280 amino acids. The record is from RefSeq and is a predicted model, not a curated record. The transcript is spliced from 5 exons. Gene Ontology annotation, cellular component: membrane. Gene Ontology annotation, molecular function: ATP hydrolysis activity; ATP binding; ABC-type transporter activity.
CGCUGGAAAAGGAAAUUGGAUAUCAGCCUCAACAGCUAGUAUCCAAUCCAAGUGUUGCGCGCGUGGGGCGUCACUCGCAACUUAAGUACAAUCCUGAUUGGUAGCGCAGAGAUGUCAUGACGUUCUGUUAUGCUAACGGGUGGUUGCGCCGCCUUGGUACCGCACACCGGGAUCCUAGACGUCCGUCUCGCGAGCCGCACGCGAAGCCAUAGACGCGUUGUGCAUGCCUAUCGCAUCCAUCAAAUAACACGCGCUCUCUAUUACAACGAUGCACAUACGUCGCUCAUGCAUCGCCAACGAUGGUGGACUACCAAAACGCUCCCUCAAUAACUCGCCAUAGCUCUGACACCAUGGAGGGGACAACAGAAAGACCGUUGGCUGCGAUCGACAUACCAGACAAGAUCGACGCAGAAAAGGCUGCUGCUGUUGACGGCAAAGAAUCAAACAGGGACUCAGAGGAAAAAGAGACAGAAGAAGAGAAAGAGGGAAGUCUGAAAGACUACUUCCGCAUCUUCACAUAUGCCAGUACUGCGGAUCGCGUACUUUAUUCUCUUGGACUCACCGGUGCUGUCGUUGUCGGUGCUGCCCUCCCUUUGAUGACUCUUGUCUUUGGCCAAUCGACAGCAGAAUUCAAUCAACAGGCAACUGGUCAGGACAGUUCUACUUUUACUAGCAACAUCAACACCUUGGUGCUCUACUUUGUAUACAUAUUUGUUGCCCGUUUCGUUAUUGGCUACCUAGGUACUCUGUGCAUAUGCAUCGCCGCAGCCAGGACGACAUGCGCUUUGCGGGAAGACUUCCUGGACAAGUUGCUCCGUCAAGACGUAGCGCAUUUCGACAAGGGCGGCAGUGGAUCUGCCGCAACUCAGGUGACUACAAAUGGCAACAGGAUUAAUCAAGGCAUAGCGGAAAAGCUGUUUACCUGCGUCCAAGGCAUCUCACUCUUUUUCUCUGGUUUCAUCGUAGCACUUGCUGUUCAAUGGAAGCUCGCUCUGAUCGUGAUGAGCAUAAUACCUGCCAUCUUCUUGAUCACUGGGGUAUGCAUAGGCCUAGAUGCGCCUAUCGAAGCUAGAGUGACCAAAAUCUACUCACAAGCUGGUACUCUGGCGCAGGACGCGAUCAGCUCGAUCCGAACUAUCCACGCCUUCGGAGCCCAUCAGAAGAUUAUCGACGGUUACGAGACUUACCUGCAAAAGGCGCACAAGGAAGGUAACAAAAAAUCCGUCAUCUACGGUGUACUCUUCUCCGGUCAAACCUUCCUGGUCAUGUCGGGUACUUCGCUGGCCUUCUGGCAAGGGUUUCGCAUGUUUCAAAGUGGGGAGAUUGGUGAUGUGGGCACAGUGUUCACCGUCGUCCUGAGUGUUGUGCUCGGUGCUACUGCAACAUUACUCAUCUUCCCCCAAUUCCAGGCCUUUACCAACGCUUCCUCAGCGGCGGGCGAAUUAUUCCUUAUCAUCGACAGUCCUUCAUCCCUUGAUCCUCUCUCGACCGAAGGCAUGCAGCCACCCAGCUGUAACGGAGAAAUCAUUGUCAACGAUUUGCGUUUUGUGUACCCUACCCGACCAAGCGCCCAAGUUCUGCGGGGUCUCAGCCUCUCGAUUCCCGCUGGAAAAACAACGGCUUUGGUUGGACCCAGUGGGUGCGGCAAAUCGACCCUAGUCGGUCUACUUGAGCGGUGGUACAAGCCUACUUCUGGCCAGAUCUUGCUUGAUGGUCGAGAUAUUUCCGAAUACAACACAAAGUGGUUGCGGUCCAAUAUCCGCCUCAUUCAGCAGGAGCCGACCUUGUUUCAAGGCACAAUCUUCGAAAACAUCGUCAAAGGCCUGAUAGGAGACCAAAAAGAUCUACCAGCGGAAAAGCAGAUGGAGCUCGUACAAGAAGCGUGUAAGAACAGCAAUGCACAUGACUUCAUCGAAGCGCUACCGCAAGGCUACCAUACCCAAGUCGGAGAGCGAGCAAGCAUGCUCAGCGGCGGUCAACGACAGCGUAUUGCUAUUGCUCGAAGUAUUAUUUCCAAUCCAAGAAUCCUCUUGUUUGACGAAGCAACCAGUGCCUUGGACCCUCGCGCUGAAAAGGUUGUGCAGAGCGCACUCAAUCGCGUUUCGAUCAACAAGACCACGUUGAUUAUUGCUCACAAGCUUGCCACUGUGAUGGCGGCAGAUAAUAUUGUCGUCAUGAAAGAUGGUCAAAUCUACGAGCAGGGCACACACCAUGAACUCAUCGAAAGCGAUGGUCUCUAUGCGGCAAUGGUACGCGCGCAAGAUCUUGGUACAAAGGCAAACGACGAGGAUAUUCAAAGAGAACUGCUAGACACAGAGAAGGUGGAAGAUAGCCUGGACCGCAAAGCUGCCUUGCAACGAACACAAUCGCAUUACAACACGACAGAACUUGAGCGCGAAGUCGAGCACCUUGCUGCUGGAACCCUGGGCUACUCUCUUACCAAAUGCAUCUGGAUCAUGCUGAAAGAGAAUUUCGAUCUCUACUACUGGUACGCCGCCACGAUCCUUGGUGGAAUCAUCGGCGGUGGUACGUACCCAGCGCAAGCUAUCAUCUUCUCCCGUCUCGUCCGAGUCUUCACACUGCAAGGGUCUGAAGCACAAGAGCAAGCCAACUUUUGGGCGCUCAUGUUUUUCGUGCUAGCUCUUGCCAAUCUCUUCGCAUAUUUCGCAAUUGGCCUUGCAUGCAACAGUAUUGGACAGACUUUAACUCACAGAUAUCGCAAAGAAAUGAUUGAGCGCGUCAUCAGCUUCGAUCAGGAAUUCUUUGACCGUCCGGAAAACUCGUCCGGCGCAUUGACCUCAAAGUUGUCGUCUGCGCCUACAGCGCUACAAGAAUUGAUGUCUGCGAAUUUAGGGCUCAUGUUCAAUAUUCUGGUCAACAUUACAGCAAGCAGUGCGCUAGGUAUAGCUUAUGGCUGGAAGCUGGGGCUCACCCUGGUGUUCGGUGGACUGACCAUCAUUGUGGCUGCCGGCUACUAUCGCAUACGAAUAGAUCAAAAGCUUGAGGCUGCUACAGAAGAACAAUUCUCAGGCAGUGCCGGACUGGCGACAGAGGCUGUCACAUCCAUUCGAACGGUCAGCAUGCUGACUCUCGAGACCUCGAUCAUGCGCCAAUACAGCGAUACACUCCAGGCUAUCACAAGAAAGGUCAUUAGGAGCCUGACAUUCGCGCUCCUCCCGUACGCGCUUUCUCAAUCUGCCGACUUCCUAGUCAUGGCUCUAGGCUUCUGGUACGGAUCACGGCUGAUCGCGAGCGGCGAGUACAACACCUCGCAAUUCUUUGUGAUCUUCAUAGCCAUUGUCUUUGGUGGACAGGGUGUAGCGCAAUUCUUCAUGUACAGCACCUCCAUCACGAAGGCGGAAGGGGCCGCGAAUUACAUCUUGUGGCUCCGGACUGUUAAGCCUAACAUCCGCGAGUCAGACGAAACUGACGGCAAAGGGCCAUCGUCGGACGGAGCCAUUGCCAUGGAAGACGUUGAGUUCAGAUACAAGCAACGCGACGCAUCCAGGGUAUUAAGGGGCAUCUCGAUGAGGAUUAAGCCUGGCUCGUUUGCCGCCUUCGUUGGCCCCUCAGGUUGUGGCAAAAGUACGGUUGUUUCUUUACUGCUUCGAUUCUACGACCCGAUAUCUGGACGUAUCACGUUAGACGACCAAGACAUAUCACUCAUGUCUCCCCAGCUUUAUCGGCGAUACAUGUCGCUUGUCCAACAGGAGCCACCACUUUACCUGGGUUCAGUACGCGACAAUAUCGCCCUUGGUCUUCAGCAUGAACCUUCUGAUGCAGAAAUCCAGGAAGCCUGUCGUCAAGCUAAUGUUCUGGAGUUUGUCGCUUCACUGCCUGAAGGUCUCCAAACCCCUUGUGGGUCCAAGGGCCUGCAAUUUUCCGGUGGGCAAAGGCAGCGUAUCGCAAUUGCUAGAGCCCUGAUUCGCCAGCCACGGUUGUUGUUGUUGGAUGAAGCAACGUCAGCACUGGACACUCAGAGCGAAAGAGUCGUUCAGAAGGCACUGGACGAGGCUGCGAUGACAAGGACAACCAUUGCUGUUGCGCAUCGGCUAAGCACGAUCCGGCACGCAGAUAUCAUCUUCGUCAUGGAAGAUGGCACGAUCGCUGAGAUGGGUACCCACGAGGAGUUGCAAAGAUUGAGAGGCAGGUAUUUCGCUACAUGUUUGGCGCAGUCGCUUGAUCAGGCAUGAUUUUCUGCGGGAAACGUGAGAAUUUCAGAAGAUAGAUCUAAUGUGUUGGGCGAAGGUAUGGAAUUAGGUAUACUAGUCUCUACUCAGUCAAUUCGUCGUCAAAACCUGCAAAUCGAAAGGUUCUACCCAUCAA